Molecule: messenger RNA, 696 nt
Organism: Anopheles aquasalis
Lineage: Eukaryota; Metazoa; Arthropoda; Insecta; Diptera; Culicidae
Product: glucose-induced degradation protein 8 homolog
Molecular function (GO): protein binding
Source: RefSeq, a predicted model, not a curated record
GUAGAAAUGAGUUCCAACGGUCAAGGUGAUGGUUUAUCUAGCAAGGAAGCGGAAAGCUGCGUCGAACACUUUCCGUUCCAGCAGAGCGACAUUGCCAAGUUCAUCAUGAACUACCUGGUAGAGGAGGGAUUCAAAGAGGUGGCCGAGGAAUUUCAACGUGAGUCCGGUAUCGCACCAUCCGCCAAUCUCAGUUCACUUGACGUUCGUUUUCUAAUCCGAGAAACAGUGCAGAACGGAUGCAUACAGGAGACGAUCCGUCUAGUUAAUCAGCUCCACCCGGAGCUGUUCAACAACGAUCGUUCCGUGUACAUUCAUCUGCAACAGCUCCAGGUCGUAGAGCUCAUUCGUGAUGAAAAAAUCGAGGAAGCCCUCACAUUAGCCCAAACACACUUUCCAGAGGCAAGUUUGAGCGAUCAGGUUAACAUAGAACGUACGAUGGCCCUCUUGGCAUUCAAACCCUCCUAUCAGUCUCCAUUCGCUGAUCUACUUGGGCAAUCGUAUCGUCAAAAGAUCGCAAAUGAACUGAACGCUGCCAUCAUUAAGUUUGAGCAAAAAGAGGAUCAAAAGUUAAGCCCGCUGAUGAACGUACUGAAACUGAUCCUCUGGGCGCAGGGCGUGCUGGAAAAGAAGACAGUGAAGUACCCGAAAAUGAUCGAUCUCUCGAUGGCGGUGAUGGAUCCCAAGUAUCUGUCUUAG